Closterium sp. Yama58-4 is the source of this 798-nucleotide messenger RNA. NCBI's taxonomy places the organism in Eukaryota, Viridiplantae, Streptophyta, Zygnematophyceae, Desmidiales, Closteriaceae. The record is from the annotation of a GenBank genome assembly.
AUGAAGCAGAUAAAGGUUGAGAAGGAGCUCGAGGAGGCACGUGCAACUGUUGUGGCGAGGGACGCCGAGAUCGCCCGUCUGAUGGAGGAGCUCAAAAUCUCCGAGGCACGGAGGAUCCCAGAUCCGCCGGCGCCGUCCCGGCCGGCGACCUUGGAAGAGGAGGCAGCUGCGGCCGCUAAGCAGGCACAGUCCGACGCCGACGCCCGCUACGAGGGCCUGGUUGUCGACCGGUGGAGAAAGGCCGAGACUGUGGUCGAGGCGUGGCGCUUCUGGAACUGCCCCACCACCACGGACAGCUGGCGUCUAUGUGACAGGAUCAACGAGCCCGGUUUCAUCGGCCGGCAUAGCCUCCUGAGAAAGUCAUCGACCAACGCAAAACAGGGGGAGAUGCGCCGAAUGAGAAGGGCGAUGGAGGCCGUGUGCCGCUUUCGCGCGUCAGACGGAGAAGCCGACACCGCCGCCGUCAUCAAGAAACUCGACGAGCUCGCUGCGUCGGGAAUUGUGACCUUCUGUGAUGCUCUGAAGAUCAUCGACGCCGACGCGCUACCGAUACGCACUGAGGGGAACCUGGGAAUCAAGGGGCUUUCCAAGGGUGAAAAGCCCAAGCUGACGCUUGCGUGGGGACUGGUGGCGGCGGGAUACAUGACGCACAAGUGGGGCGAGGACAUGUUCCCGACCACGUGGGAAGAGCAGAAAAGCUGUGGCGGCCAAAUCGGUCGCGGAGCAUGCCGCUGGAAGACCGCCGUCGCCGCCGCCGACGAAGACGUCCAAGCGUUGGAAGCCGGGCUGAUGUUUUGA